AGAGAGAGAGAGCAGAACGGGACAGAAGUUGUGCAGACCUGGGAGCGUGUGUGCGUGUGUGUGGAUUGCCAGCAGCUGAAAGUCAGUAGCACAGCCUUGGUGAGCGUAAGAGACUGUUUGAUGCAACACUUCAGUCAUUGGGUGAGCUCAGAGGAGACUACAGAUGGCUGAAGGAGUUGAAGUUGAAGCCAGGGCAAGCCCACCCACUACUGCUGUACACUCAUCACCUCUCCAUGAGCCAUCGGCUGCCAAACUUCUGACAUCCAUCUGAAACAUUCCACAAUAACUCCAAGACACAGCAGACCAUACACACACCUACUCUCGCCUCCAUCAACAAUGGCUGGACUGUGCAGACACACCAAGAAAUUCUAGAAUCGGCCUCACUUCUGAAAUUCCACGUUAUCCAAACACAUCCACAAAUCUUCAGCUUUGAAUUAAUGCAGUUGCAAGUACAGAGACAAUGCAUUUUUGUACUUUACAUCACUAAGCUGAACAAUCCCAUUUAUAUUUGUUAUUUUAUGCCUGCAUAUAUUAGCCUUAUUGAGGCAAACAUUUGAUUCAUAUCAAUGUCUCUACUGUCCCUUUUCUCAGUAUAGGCUAGUAUUAAUUAGUAAGAAGGUAUCAAUGAAAGGCAGUAAAGGCGGGAAUACACUACUCAGCAUUUAAAAUUGGAACAGAUUUAAAACUCUAGGCAUCCUACACUUGCCAACUUUGUAAAUGUUUUCAGAGGAAAAACUGGGCAUCAUACACUAAACGACUGAGAAUCACAUGCUACCAGACUUUCACGUUGUUUAGAAUCAGAACACAACAAUGUAAAGAAUACAUAUGCUCUAAAAUUGGCUCAAAAUAUCAAAAAUGUAUGAUAUCCUCCAACAUAGUACUAAUCAUAAUCAUAGUGCUAAAAAGCAUAGUGCCCAUCAAACAGUACAUGAUUUUCUAUGCAAUCUAUUAAAUCCAACUGCCCAACUUAAGGCUUGUUCUCAGUAAGAACAAUAACUAUAUAGAUAACUAUAUUGCUAACUAUAUUAGUGUUUUGUCAGUUAUGUCAUCUGUCGUUUUAGUUUUUUAAAGUCGGGUGGAUUCUGAUGGCAGUGGCUAUUUUAUCGUUCAUCAGUUCUGAAAGUGAUUCUAACACUAUUGUCAUUAUAGUGUGAACAUCCCUAUUCUUAAAUAACUUUAUAUUUAUAGUUAAUAAGACAUGUUCAUAGUGACAGGGCACUGCAUCACUAUGUAUGAUUUUGCAUUUUAGCAUUAGGAAGCUAAGCUGGCUGAAAAAAAGUAGAACUACUAAGGAGGGAAAGAGGUCGUCUGAAAAGUGUUUUUGUCUGUUGAGCAGUGCAAUAUUAGCAGUCUGCUGAGUGCUGAUAAUCACCUCAUUAGCUCAGUCCUUACAGACCUUAAUUUUUAAAUCAGGCUCUGUUGCUCCACACACACCAAAUGUGUUACUUUUGGCUGGUUCUUUAACUGGUGUUUUAUUCAUUCAGGCCAUUCAAAACGCAAUGGAAAAGAGGGUGACCUGCUGAAGAAGUUUUCCAAAACUCUGCAAUAAGAAGACCAUUAGUGAAAUAUCUCAAAGCCAAAAAUCACAGGACAAUUUAGAUAGCCUAAUGCAGAUAACUUGGAUCAGUCAGAACUGAUAAAUCAGAGUGUAAGGUGCUUUGCUGUCUGGGCUCAACCUUAUCUGUACAGCCUGAGGCUGUAGACGUUAUUUGUGUAUACUGUAUAUAAUACACAUCUGAGAUUCCUAUCAGAUAAUAAUGCAAUGUAAUCUUUCGUUUGUGAGUGUACCACAGUAUUCUGUCUUCUCUUUCAUCAUUAAGGCUUCAGUAAUGCGAGUUGAUCAUGCCACUAUUGCAGAUGUCUUAUUCGGUCAGUUAAUACACCUCUUUUUCUUGAGAAAUAGUUCCAUUAGGUCAUAGUCUUACUAUUUGUUUGGCAGAAUACCCAAUAUGGCAGAAAGCACAGAAAUGGACGAGCUUCUGAGCGCCUUUAAGAAGUUUGCUGUUCAUGGUGACACCAAAGCCAUUGGAAAGGAGAUGAAUGGGAAAAACUGGGCUAAACUGUGCAAAGAUUGCAAAGUUAUUGACAGCAAGAAUGUCACCAGCACUGAUGUAGAUAUAGUCUUCACUAAAGUCAAAGCAAAGACAUCUCGGGUCAUAACAUAUGAGGAGUUCCAGAAAGCUCUAGAAGAUCUGGCACCAAAGAGGUUCAAAAAUCAAAGCAAAGAAGAGGCACUGCAGUCAAUAUAUAAGCUAAUCGAGGGAAAAGAACCCACCAAUGUUGGUGUAACGAAAGUGGCAAAAACUGCUGCCGUGGAUCGGUUAACUGACACAUCUAAAUAUACAGGCUCACACAAGGAGCGCUUUGAUGAGAGUGGUAAAGGCAAAGGAAAAGGUGGGCGGGAGGAGAUUGUGGAGCACACGGGUUACGUAGGUGCCUACAAGAACGCUGGGACUUACGAAGAGAAGACAAAGGCCAAGUAAGGCCCCACUGUCUCCAUGUCAGCAAGCUCUGAGCUUCAUCUUCAUCAGCACUUAGGUCUGGACCAAAGCCAAACUUGAACUUUGACCUGUAAGAUCACACAUCCACUAUGCAGUGUAACACAGGAAGUGUUGUAAAUGUUUGUCUUUAAGGAUAAAGAACAUAGUAUUACAGUCGGUUUUAUUUAGAAAGUUGACAGAAGGAGAGGAACUGGUGAGGACUGGUCUCAAUCCUUUUAGAUACCAGCCCCUGCUGUAUGUAGAAUUUCAGGUGAAAAUCUCAAAGAGCAAGCAUAAAGACAGCUCUUCGGGUGGGGAAACGGAUACGUAUUUGUUUCAGUUUUUAUGUUGCUGUUUGCUUCAGGGAGGGGACAAGCGGAACACAGGAAGCCAUUUAAGAGAUUUAUUUCUUCCAACAUGUGAAUAGAUGCGAACGGAAUUGCUGUCAAUAAAAUCUAACAAUAUUCAUUGCUAAAACUUAAAUGUCAUUCUCUAAAGGAUAAUGGUAAACCAGCUUUAUGUGUGUAGCUACCCUUCUGUUAUUAUUUCCAAAAAUUCACUGACAUAUCUUUGUUUAAGUUAGCUUACUGUGUUACUGAAACUGGAAACUGCCUUUGUAUAAACCAUUACUAAAUAACUUUUGGUGUGCUUUAUUAUAAGUUUUGUUUUUGUAUUUUGUCUUUUUUUUUUAAAAUAACAAAUAAAUACAUACACAGCUUUUUUUCUGCAGCAACAGCAAAACCUUUCUGGUGAGGUACAAGACUAAAACAGACAACAACAAAAAAUAGUGUCUGUGUAAUUACAACUAUUCAUCAUUAUAAUAACUAUUAGUUUCAAAAUAAAGAUGAAAUAGAUUAUGGUUUCACAUUCUACAGCAUGCUUAAAACACAUCCAUCAUGCUAAUAUCAAUAUCCUGUAAAACUAAGGGGUUUCAAAUAACGUUAGGGGUCCAUGAAUGGGGUAUCCCUGAAGGCUGUUAAUGAAAUUAUAUGGCAAGGUCUCUGGUUUGUAAAGGUUGAAAACCUUUUUGCUUUAGGCUAUUCAGCACUCGGCACAUAAAAUUAAGUUCUUUGCACCUGCCCGUGCUGCCUCUCAUAAACCUAACAAAAAUGUGCCACUGUAACCACAGUAACCUCCAAAAAUACAGUAGUAAAACUGUGGUUAAAAUAAACAAAUAACACCAUUUACUUAAUAACAAAGUCAAAAGCGCGGUUUACUGUCAUAUCCAGCAUUACACACGGCGUGUGUACGAAACACCGGUCCAUUUGUCCGAAGUCUACCCUGAGGGACAGGCGCUGCCGGUCCCGCUGUUGCUAUGGCAACCGCACCACACACAAACAAAACAGCGGCACCUGGCUCGCCUUCCCCUGCCCUCUGAGUGUUUGUAACCAAACACACUCGUUCAUGGCAACGUUUGUUUGGUUCAUCUCCUUGGAAGCGUUUAAUCAAAAACAUCUCGCUCCAUUCCAGCUCGAGCCUUUGUUGCUCCUGUCACAUGUUGAUGAAUGGCAUCGCACAGCAGCGUCGCAAUCGCCUUUAGUCAAGUUCAGUGCUCGCAGCGCGCUGUAAUCAACCGGCUGAUUAAUUGCCUGUUAACAUGAGUCGCGGAGCCCAACGGGCUUGCCUGGCGCUGCCGAUACAGUGUGCCGCACAUGCAGGCGGAUGACUGCCGAGUGCCUCUAUGGGGAGGUACGACACACGAUUAUGUAAUGUUAAAAUGUACAUUUACACUAUAUAAGAAGUCAUUUUAAUGGCCGGCCACAUGUUUUAUUUCUAGUGCAAGGUCUGUGUACAAUUUGAAUAAUCACGUUUUUACGUCGGCUAUGUCUGAUGUGGUUCUUGCUCUGAAACGCUUGACAACCAUUAAAGUUACAUUUCCCCCGGAUGUCAACAAAGGAAGUGGAACGACAAAAUACAUAAUUUAAUGAGUGCACUGUGUAAAGUAAGAUAACUUUUUUUUUAAAGUUAACUUCCCUUAAUUUUGAAACCAACCCACCUGUUAAAUAUUUCGCAUGCUCAUAUUC
Molecule: messenger RNA, 4504 nt
Organism: Onychostoma macrolepis
Lineage: Eukaryota; Metazoa; Chordata; Actinopteri; Cypriniformes; Cyprinidae
Gene: tppp3
Product: tubulin polymerization-promoting protein family member 3
Exons: 4
Coding region: 1950-2483 (177 amino acids)
Biological process (GO): positive regulation of protein polymerization; microtubule bundle formation; microtubule polymerization
Cellular component (GO): microtubule
Molecular function (GO): tubulin binding
Source: RefSeq, a predicted model, not a curated record